AUGGAUAGCAAGGAGUUACUACGGUGUGAACAGAUGGCAGUGAGGGUGGCCAUAGAGGCCGGUGCGAUGAUAAAGAGCGGGUCGGGACGUAAAAAGCAAAUCACUGAAAAGGAGUCAAAAGUAGAUUUGGUGACCGAAACGGAUAAAUCAGUCGAAAGCUAUAUAUUCAGUGAAUUUAAGACACAUUUCCCUAAACACCGAUUCAUUGGCGAAGAGUCGAGGGGUAGGGAUGAGAGGGGACUGACACCGGAGCCCACGUGGAUCAUAGACCCCAUCGACGGCACCAUGAAUUUCAUACACAACUUUCCCUACACCUGUGUGUCCAUAGCGCUGUCGGUGGACAGGGAGCCAGUGAUCGGCGUAGUCUACAACCCAUUCCUCGACAAACUCUAUACCGCACGCAAAGGGUCGGGCGCUAAGUGUAACGGCGCGCCCAUUCAUGUGCGCCGGAACUGCCAGACCCUAAGCGACGCACUGGUAAUCAGUGAGUUGGGUGCGCACAGGGAUCCCGAGAAACAGAGGGCAGUCCUGCGUAACAUAGAGGCCAUCGGAUGGCAGUGUCAUGGCUUCCGGAACAUGGGUUCGGCGGCACUACAGCUCUGUUGUAUUGCCGAGGGCUGUGCCGACGCCUUCUGGCACUUUGGUAUUCACGUGUGGGAUAUGGCGGCCGCCGGACUCGUACUGCAAGAGGCCGGGGGUGUUGUGUUGGACACCCAGGGAGGCCCUAUAGACUGGAUGAAUAGGCGUGUGUUAGGCGCGUGC
Messenger RNA from Oppiella nova, 762 nucleotides. NCBI's taxonomy places the organism in Eukaryota, Metazoa, Arthropoda, Arachnida, Sarcoptiformes, Oppiidae. The record is from the annotation of a GenBank genome assembly.